AUGGAAGUAAUAACGGGUUUAGAGCAGACGAUCGACGACGAAACUGCUCACAACAUGACACUGAGUCAAGCAAAACAACUAUUACAUAACCCUCGGUCUCGUCGCGUUGUAGCUCUGGCCUCGGGGAAGGUUGGCGUAUGCGAAGUCGGAGAUCCUAAUGGAAAUCCCGUAAUAUGGCUUACUGGAAACAUGGGACCCGCCAUGACAAUCCUCUUGUACGAAAAUAUUGCAAGAAGACACCGAAUACGACUUAUUUCUAUCGACAGGCCGGGCUAUAACGCAACCCAAUUCACACCUGGCCUUCCUCUAGUCUUUGAAUUUGUCGACGUAAUCAAUGAAGUCACGUUAUUCCUUGGCAUAUCUCGAUUUGGUCUUGCCGCUUUCUCGCUUGGCGCUGUUUAUGCUUUCGCGUUCUCGCUCUGGUACCCCGAACGCCUAAGGGGCACCAUGCACAUGGUCAGUCCCUGGCUAUCGACCUCCACACCCGGUGCAUCGUCCAAACUAAAAUCAAUCGCUCGUUACGCACCAAAUUUCCUGAUUCGCACUACACUAUACACCGUUCCUACAAUGGGCCAGUUUUUUUAUAAUCUUUGGGGCACCAUCGCUUCUCUCGGGUCCUCAAACAGCGAUAAGAUGGAUUUGGAUGAUAAAAAGAGUAAUUCUGCGGCUGCUACCUCUGCGUUUCAGAUCGCUCCAGGGAGGAGCUAUAUAUACAAUGAAGUAUAUUCGAAUGCAUUAUCUAAUAUACAGAAUGGGAAGCAGGGUCCGCACAACGAUUGGACUGUUGCCUUAGAGAGAGAGCCAUGGGGAUUCUCUUAUGAAGAGACGACUUAUCCUGCUAAAGUAUUCAUGGGUGAUUUGGAUGAGGAUGUGCCCAUAGGUGCAUGGAGAUACAUGAGUCAGCGGAUGGAUAAUGUCGAAUUGAAGAUUAUUCCUGGUGGCAAGCACUAUUUAUUGUAUCGUAUGGAUUUUAUGGAGGAUUUGUUUGAGAUGGUUGCAAAGGCUGUACGUGAAGAGUAG
Molecule: messenger RNA, 1020 nt
Organism: Paraglomus brasilianum
Lineage: Eukaryota; Fungi; Glomeromycota; Glomeromycetes; Paraglomerales; Paraglomeraceae
Source: the annotation of a GenBank genome assembly